Molecule: messenger RNA, 5130 nt
Organism: Austrofundulus limnaeus
Lineage: Eukaryota; Metazoa; Chordata; Actinopteri; Cyprinodontiformes; Rivulidae
Product: trichohyalin
Source: RefSeq, a predicted model, not a curated record
CCUGAGGCGGGCAGAGGGAGUGUCUGCCGAGGCUGGGUGGAGGUGUACCAUCGGGCUGACGUCUUGUUAUGGUGAAAGACAUUACAGGAGACAGAAGUACCGUCGGAUAACAGCUCAACAGGGGAGAGACGAGCGCGGAAAUCCGAGGAGCAGCGUUUUUCUUUUUGUUUCCUCCCGUCGUCCACCUGAGACGUGAAGACACGAGGCAUUUAAGCCAUGCAGAGCUCAGUUAAGGCUUCCAAGAGCGAAGGGCCCCUGAAACUAAAGCCAGCUCUGGGGCCUAAACCUCGACUCGCUCCCAAGCCCUUCUCUCUGCAGACGAACACAGCAGUGCGCUCCAUCCACGCUCCAAGACCUGCGUAUUCCACGUCCAAGUCAAAAACAGAAUCGGCUGAUAAAUCGGUGGCUUCAGAUGGCCCCAAAUCACCUGUGACCCCCCCUGUUCAGAAACCACCUCAGAUAAAUUCAGUCUCAGCCACCAAACCCAGCCCUGUUCAAGCUCCCACUAAACCAACACCAACCAAAGCAAGUGCAACACCSCCACACCAGGAGGACUGUACUGAUUCUGAUCCAGCCACUAAAACCACUCCACCUAACAAAACACCAGAGUCUGAACCUGUCCACAAUAACAAUGUUAUCCAAACAAACCACGAAGCCUCCACAGAUACGGUGACUGACUCAGAGCAGGAAGACAAGAUAAAAAAGGAGGAUGAAACUCAGGUUUCUGUUACCAAAAUGCCUAAAGGUUCGAGCAGCGACAGUCCCACUACAACCAAUCCAACAUAUCAUUGGGGUGGGACCAGAAAGCGUCUGUCCAUGGAGCUCACCUCGAAGUUUGAGUUAGGCGGUCCGCCGCCGUCCCCUCAACCUGUGACCACCCCUAAAACCAUCAGAAAAAGUGUUCUGGAUAAACCAGUGUCUCCUGUUCCAGAGCAAAGCCAACCAGCACCAGAACCCUCAAACAGAGAGAGCGAUGCUGGCGACCAGGAGGAGGACUACAGCGGAGGACACAGUAUAAAACUCAGAAUCAGCCGUCUGUUUGACUCGGUGUCSAAGCAGGAGGUCACGACGAAGAAAGAGGAGCUAGAAAUCCCAAACGGCAAUGGAGGGGUGAAGGAGCAGAUAAGGAACUGGGUGGCAGAGACGGGUUCUGAGAGCCCCAAGGUCGAGAAGAAGCCUCAGGUUGCAUCGAGGAUCCGCUCCGAAAGAGUUCCUGAAGUAAAGAAAACACCUGAAACAUUAAACUUGGAGGUUCCUGAAGUGCAGAAAACUCCUCAAAAACCAAAUGUGGAGGUUCCUAAYGCAGAGAACACCCCUGACAAAUUAAUCAUGGAAUUUCCUGAAGUGAAAAAAACACCUGAAACYUUAAAUGUGGAUGUUCCUAAAACAGAGAAAACACCUGAAAAAUUAAUCAUAGAUGUUCCUAAAGCAGAGAAAAUGCCUGACAAACUAAUGGAGGUUCCUGAAGUAAAGAAAACUCCUCAAAACCCAAGUGUGGAGGUUCCUAAAGCAGAUAAAAUAUUUGAAAAAUUAAUCARGGAGGUCCCUAAAGCAGAAGAAACACCUGAAAAUUCAACUAUGGCAGUUCSUAAAGCUAAGCAGAGAUCCACUCAAGCUGUUGAUCCACAGCAAACAGGGUCACCUGCUAAAGAAGCAACAGAGAGCCAGAAAGAAUCGCACAAAGAAUCCCCAGCUGAAGAUACAUUAUCAGGAACCUCAACAGAGACAUCUGAAGAGAGCAACAAACCAACAGGUGGUAUCCUGCUGUGCCAUCAUGACCCAUCUAAAACAGAUGCUGCUGRGMAUGACGGAGGUCCCACUGCUGACCYUUUGUCGAAAAAGAAAAAGGCCAAGCGUCGCUCCGUUCGCUUUGGUACCGUGGUGACAGAUGAUGGCUCGCCUCCAGUGAAACUGGGCUCCGAUUCUGAUUCCAGCACCCAUGAGGAUGAGCAGGCAGACACUGCUGAGGAUAAAAACACGGACGAUUACCUCGCUUCGCAACCUCUUCAUAAAAGACUUGGACUUCUUCAGGGGAGGGAGGUUAAGGUGCAAGAACAAGAAAGGCUGAAACAUCUGGAAUUUCAAAAGAAACAGAAYGAGGAGGAGAGAAAACAGACGAGACUCAACUUAGAAGAGGAGCAYAAACGAGACGAAGAAGAGCAGGAGAAAGAAUGGAUGAAGCAGAGGGAAGAAUCUCGACUCCAGGAGGAGCAGAUUGAGAGACAGAGACUGCAAGAGCUAGAGAAACAAGAAAAGAAAAGAGAGCAGGAACGCUUAAGGGAAGAACAGGAAAGAAUGAUGAAGCUGCUGCAGCAGAAACAAGUUGAAGAGCAAAGGAGGAUACAACAGGAGAGAGAAGAGCAACUUCAACGAGACGAGGAGGAGCGAGAAAGAGAAAGGUUAAAGGAGAAGAAGAGGAGAGAGGAAGCCCUGAUGGAGGAGCGGGAAAGAGAGAGGCUAAAGGAGGAGAAGAGGAGAGAGGAAGCCCUGAUGGAGGAGCGGGAAAGAGAGAGGCUAAAGGAGGAGAAAAGGAGAGAGGCAGCCCUGAUGGAGGAGCGGGAAAGGAGAGAGGCAGCCCUGAUGGAGGAGSGGGAAAGAGAGAAGCAGAAAAAAGAGGAAGAGAGAAUAAUUCAAGAGGAGAAAGUGAGGAACUCAAAUAGAAGUAGAGAGGAUAAAUUUCAACUAGAAGAGUGGGAAAAAGAAAUCUUAAGGAAAGAUGCUGAGGAAGAGAAGCUCAAAAAGCUGAAGGAGGAGAAAAAAAGACACAAGCUUAGUAGGACAGAUGAGGGGAGCGCAAAUCUGAUCAAUAUGGACCCUGACGAUUGGGCUCAGACGUCAGAGCCAGUGCUUUCCCCUGCGUCCAACAUCAGCACGCCCAUAGAGAAAAUAAUCGAUAUGGUUUUCGACGACUUCUCCGUCAAACAGCCCGACAAAGACAUGGAGUUUGACGAUUUCUCCGUCAAACCAAGAAAACGGCCCUUACAGACCAAAGUAGAAAGCACCAGCUACAGCUGGGCUGCCAAUCCUCCAGAAAGAAAGGAUUUGCUGAUGUUCUUGGAUGAUGAUGUUGAAACUCUGGACAAUGAGAAAAAACAGCGGGUGGAAAAAGACCCGGUGUUUAAUCCAGUUCUGGCGAGCCCAGAAAAAAUACAGAUGGAGGUGUUGAUGGAUGUGGAUAUGGAGGAGAGGGCAGCAGAGGAGGAGGAGGAGGAGGAGGAGGAGGAAAAGUCAGAGGAAGUUGAGGAGUUUGAAGAAGAGAAGCUUGUCUUUGUGGAAGUGGAGGAGAGUGAGGAAGAUGUGGAGAUGGAGGAGGAUGAAGAUGAAGAGGAGGACAACAAAGAGGCGCAGGUUAACAGUUACAUCAUAAGCGAUGAGGAAAAACUCACAGAUGCUUUGUCGGAAGAGGAAUCACACCAGCAGGAUGACAUCUGUGAGAAAACAUCUGAAACGGAGAGUCCACAGCCCAUCCCAGAUGUCCCCUUUAAUGAUGUUGAUGCCACUGAUUCUCACAAAGAGGCAGAUUUUACUGCAUUCCCUGAGAUCUCCACUCCUCUCCUCGACACCAGCUCACAGAGAUCUAAAGCGCAGCUGAGUAGGAGGCGAACUCGAUCGCGUCCAUCACGCUCGUUCCGCAUAGGGGCAGGUCAGACAGACGAACCAAGCUGGAGCGUCUACCACCCCACAGCUGAAAAAGAGGCACAGAAGGAGUCCGAUUCUGAGGAGGACCAGCCUAAACCAAAGGUUGCUGUUUCUCCCGUUCCCCCCACCCAGAAAGUUUCUGUGUUUCCUGGUAUGAGCCCUGCAUCCCUACUUGCUGAGCUGAAGAAGAAAAAAGGUGGAGGAGGACCUGUAGCAGAAGAGGAGAAAAAAAAGAACAAAAGAGCAGAAGAGACAGAAAAUCCAAAUGAAGAAGUAGCGCCGUCUCCCUCCCAGCUCUCGCAAUCACCUCGCUUGUCCGCUCUUGCAGGAGCUACACGGGUUCUGCCACCCAUAGGCAGCAAGGACGGAGGUGCCUCCUCUUCUCCAGCGUGGCUGAAAGAGCUGAAAUCCAAGAAGCGUAUGACUCAGCAUGGUGGUAAAACUUAGCCAGACGCAAGAGACGAUGUGCCGUCGCUCCUCAGUCAGCUCGUCUCAGCUUCACCAUGGCUGCUCCAUCCCGCACUGUCAGUGCCUUAUUUUGAAUUUUUUUUUUUUUUACCUUUCCUUAGACUUUGUGUAGAAGAACGGAAUCUUUUCCUGGACAUGGAGGCAAUAAGGACUUUUUAUAUCUUUGUCAAUGAAAAAAAUGGUGCCAAGGCUAUGUGCAGUCACUGUAAUGAUUUUAAUGCCAAGAAGAUGUUUUAUAAAAUGUGGUCUGGAGGGUAAAACACUGAGUGUGCUUUAAAGAAAAGCCAUCUGCUGUUACUGUUUGAAUGUGUAAGGCCAUCAGAAAAAGACUGAUGACACUAAAAUCUUUAUGCAUGUUUGCCUUUAUGUAGUUGUCAGAGUUAAUAUCAUUUUUAGCAUUUCUUUUUCUUUAAUUCCAACUUUAACUUUCACAGCUAAACAUCCCAAUCCUAGCCUAAAUUAUCUACGGUACUUUGAGCCUCACUUUUAGCUCUUGUUUUGUUUUUUACAAGGCUUUCCAGUUUAGUGAGGAUCUAUUACAAGCUGUAAAAACCAUGGAACAGAAGGGAUAUACCUAAUGUGUGUUUAGUUAUUUUUUAUACUAUGUUUCCAAAAACAAAGAACGCUUCAAGCACUUUAACAAAAACUAUGACAAGAUUUAACCUGUUCAGUACAACUGAGCUAAAUAUGAUACAUACUGUACAUAAUUUAUUAACUCGGUCAAGGGAUUUUUUGUUGUUGUUGUUACAGCUUUGUCAGACUUGGAUAAAAGUAGUUUUAUUAACAUACCCAGUAGCUUGUUACAACAUUAAUGUUAAGAUGAGACUUCAGGAAAUGUGUGUGUAUAAGUGUGUGUUUGUUUCUAAAACUUGGAAAGUGCAUUACCCAGUUCAAAAUUCUUUUAUGUGCCUUUUUAAUGCUGAAAAAACAAAUGCCAUGGAUUACGUGAUCAUUUAAGAUCAUCAUGCUGUUUGUUUAAUGGAAAUGGAGGGAAUUUUAUUAAAACUUUUUCUAUGAAAUGAA